Molecule: messenger RNA, 787 nt
Organism: Chroicocephalus ridibundus (black-headed gull)
Lineage: Eukaryota; Metazoa; Chordata; Aves; Charadriiformes; Laridae
Gene: MRPL34
Product: mitochondrial ribosomal protein L34
Exons: 2
Coding region: 67-468 (133 amino acids)
Biological process (GO): translation
Cellular component (GO): mitochondrial large ribosomal subunit; ribosome
Molecular function (GO): structural constituent of ribosome
Source: RefSeq, a predicted model, not a curated record
GGCGGAGGCAGCCAAUAGGAGGCGGUGUUGUUGGCAGGACGGUGUUGCCAGGACGGGCUGAGGGCGAUGGCGGCGCUGGGCCGCCUCUGGCCGCCCGCUCUUGGCGGCAGAUUUCGUCUCCUGCAGCAAGCUGCAGCCCGCUCUUCCCAGCUGCGAACAGCCUCCGUCCUCUCGAGCUCCCUGGCGCUGCCCCUCGGAAGCCGUCUCUCCCUCAGAAGCCAUCCCUCCUUGGGAAACCACCAUUCCUUGGGAAGCCAUCCCUCCUUCGAGCCCGCUGGCAUCCAUCCCAGCCCGGCGUCUCCCUGGAACCACCAGCAGAUCCGCACAAAAGCGCGAGGGAACGAAUACCAACCCAACAACCGCAAACGCAAGCGGACCCAUGGCUGGAUCAAGCGCAUCAGCACGCCGGGCGGCAUCGAGGUCAUCCUCCGGCGUAUGCUGAAGGGCAGGAAGUCUCUGACCCACUGAGGGCUCUGCCCGACGGCUCGACGUGGCGUGGGGCGAGCUCGAAUCGAGCCCUAGAGCCGCCGUGGCUUUGGAAUCACCCAGUUUGUGCCGAGGGACACUGGCUCACAUGCUCCCGACACGAGAGGGACAGUCGGUCGCAGCCGCUUGGAGCAGCAGCGACCGACUGUCCCUCUCGUGUCAGGAGCGUGUAAGCAAUUGCGCUGGUGGCCUUCGAGGGCUGUGUUUAAUGGCUACUUCUCAAAUUGUGAAAUUAUUGCUGCUUUGUGUGGUCCUGGGGGUAAACUUGAGCUGUAAUUAAAGCCCGGCGACUCGCCUUGAA